Messenger RNA from Corvus hawaiiensis (hawaiian crow), 6677 nucleotides. It is a transcript of the gene POLA1, whose product is annotated as DNA polymerase alpha 1, catalytic subunit. NCBI's taxonomy places the organism in Eukaryota, Metazoa, Chordata, Aves, Passeriformes, Corvidae. Gene Ontology annotation, cellular component: alpha DNA polymerase:primase complex. The record is from RefSeq and is a predicted model, not a curated record. The transcript is spliced from 37 exons. Gene Ontology annotation, biological process: lagging strand elongation; mitotic DNA replication initiation; leading strand elongation. Gene Ontology annotation, molecular function: single-stranded DNA binding; DNA replication origin binding; DNA-directed DNA polymerase activity. Bases 423 to 4922 code for a protein of 1499 amino acids.
GCGCGGGCGGUCCUGGCUGGGGCUGAAAACACGCUUGUCCCAAAGGAGUGCGGUGUCUGAGACGCUGGCGUACAGUAAAGGCGAAGAAUUGACAGAAGAUAAACGCGCUCAAAGCGGUCUAUCUUUGCACUUCUCCCCCAUGGGCCAGCAGGCAGUGUAAAUGCGCCUUUUACCCCAGCCCUGAGCAAUACGAAUCCGGAGUUGUCCCAGCUACACUGCUUGGGUGCAGCUCUAUUCACAAGUUGAUGUCCUCCUGCCACCGGGUGGGGACUGCCCUGCUCCUAUGGCCACCUGGCCAGCCUUCGGUCUCCUCUGCCUGCACGGGGUAUUCAGCUCCUCGCACUGAACCCGCAGCCUUGUCCUUGGGCUGUUUGUUUGCUUUUAUAAGUUGGAUUGGGUCCACUUGAUCCCUGUGGUCAGCUAUGGAUGACUCUGGAAGUUUUGCAGCAUCACGUUCUAGACGUGAGAGGAAGAAUAGAAGAGGCCAGCAAGAAGCACUUGAACGUCUGAAAAAAGCCAAAGCUGGGGAAAAAUUAAAAUAUGAGGUUGAGGAGUUCACAGGUGUUUAUGAUGAAAUAGAUGAGGAUGAGUACUCCAAGAUGGUCAGAGACCGUCAGGAUGAUGACUGGAUUGUUGAUGAUGAUGGGAUAGGUUAUGUAGAAGAUGGAAGGGAAAUCUUUGAUGAAGAUCUGGAUGAUGAUGCUCUUAGUUCCAAUAAGAAAGGAAAAGGUGGCAAAACAUCUACAACUGGUAAAAAGAAUGUGAAAAAAUCUGUGGUGUCAAAGCCAAACACAAUUAAGUCUAUGUUUAUAGCUAGUGCUGGGAAGAAAAACACAGAUAAAACUGUGGACCUGUCCAAGGAUGAUUUACUUGGGGAUAUUCUUCAAGAUAUUAGUGCUGAAACAGUUCAGCUAAGUCCACCACCAAUUAUAAUGCUGAAAAGGAAAAGAUCUGCUGGAGUACCACUCAAUCCUUUCUCUGUGCAGUCCCAAACUUCUAAGGUAGUCACCCCUAUAUCAAAGAAAGCUCCUGCUCAUGUCAGAAAGGAAGCUCUUCCUCCAGCUUCAUUUCAUCCUAAACAUCCCAAUUAUACAGCAAAAUCUGUCAGAGUCUCUGAAAAUGAGGACACGAAGCAUGUGCAAAAACCUGUGGAAAAUGAGGGAAUAGUGAAGGCAGUAGGAGAGAAAGCUACUAAAGUUCUACCUGCAGCACUUCCAGAUGAUGAUCAGGGAAUGAUGGAUUUUGAUGAGGAGGACUUUGAUGAACCUAUGGAAGCAGAAGCAGAGCAUGUGGAAACUAUACCUGAGACAGCUGAAAGCUUGAAAAGAGACGACGAAAUUGAAAAGAAAGAGACAGAGCAGCUGGAAUCAGAGAAAAAAGAGACAUCUGUCUUGAAUUGUUCUCUCCCAGGUCUCUCGUGUUGGGACAGAAUUGAUGAGGAUGAAGCUGAUCUAGUAGCAGCAGAAGUUCAGCUGGACCCCAAUCUCCUUCCACUUGUGAAUGGGGAAAGUGAUGAUCAAGUCUUAAGAUUUUAUUGGCUGGAUGCUUAUGAAGAUCAGUUCAGUCAGCCAGGUGUGGUAUUUUUGUUUGGCAAAGUUUGGAUUGAAUCUGCAACCACCUAUGUCAGCUGUUGUGUGACAGUGAAAAAUAUUGAGAGAACUGUUUAUCUGCUGCCACGUGAAACAGAAAUCGACCUAUCUACUGGCAAAGAGAUGGAGACUCCAGUAACUAUAAUGAGUGUUUUCAAGGAAUUUAAUGACAGCAUUUCACCAAAGUACAAGAUCAUGAAGUUCAAAUCCAAGAAAGUGGAAAAAUACUACGCUUUUGAGAUUCCUGAUGUACCAGCGAAAUCUGAAUACCUAGAAGUUAAAUAUUCGGCUGAAUGCCCUCGGCUUCCCCAAGAUCUGAAGGGACAAACAUUUUCACAUGUGUUUGGAACCAACACCUCUAGCCUGGAACUUCUCUUGAUGAGUCAGAAGAUCAAAGGACCCUGCUGGCUGGAAAUAAAAAAUCCACAGCCUUCAAAUCAGCCAGUCAGCUGGUGUAAAGUGGAGGCUGUGGCCAUGAAGCCUGGCUUGGUGAAUGUGGUUAAAGAUCUUUCUCCUCCUCCUCCUCUGGUGGUCAUGUCCUUCAGCAUGAAGACCAUUCAGAACCCAAAGACUCACCAGAAUGAGGUUGUGGCUGUUGCAGCUCUUGUUCAUCAGACAUUUCCUUUGGAUAAGGCUCCACCUCAACCUCCUUUUCAAACACACUUCUGUGCUGUUUCCAAACCGAGCGAUUGCAUUUUUCCUUAUGACUUCAAAGAAGCCGUUAAAAAGAAGAAUGCUAAAAUAGAAAUUGCUGCAACAGAGAGAACACUGCUGGGAUUUUUCCUUGCGAAGAUUCACAAAAUUGACCCAGACGUUGUUGUGGGUCAUAAUAUUUAUGGAUUUGAUCUGGAAGUGCUGCUUCAAAGAAUUAAUUUGUGCAAAGUCCCUCACUGGUCCAAGAUAGGUCGACUGAGGAGGUCUAAUAUGCCAAAGCUUGGGGGUCGAGGAGGGUUUGCUGAAAGGAAUGCUGCCUGCGGUCGGAUGAUCUGUGAUGUAGAAAUUUCUGCUAAAGAACUAAUUCGUUGCAAAAGUUACCAUUUGUCUGAACUGGUCCAUCAGAUUUUGAAAACAGAGAGGGUAACAAUUCUACCAGAGGAAAUUCGAAAUCUGUACAGUGAUUCUCCUCGCUUACUGUUCAUGCUGGAAAACACCUGGACAGAUGCCAAGUUCAUUCUGCAGAUCAUGUGUGAGCUGAAUGUCCUGCCAUUGGCUCUUCAGAUAACAAACAUCUCUGGGAAUGUCAUGUCAAGGACAAUGAUGGGCGGACGAUCUGAACGUAAUGAGUUCCUGCUGCUUCAUGCCUUUCAUGAGAAGGACUACAUAGUGCCAGACAAACAAGUUUUCAGAAAGCCUCCACAGAAGUUGGUGGAUGAAGAUGAAGAUUUUGAAGAUCAGAAUAAAUCAAAGAUAGGGAAAAAGAAAGCAGCAUAUGCUGGGGGCUUAGUCUUGGAUCCCAAAGUCGGUUUUUAUGACAAGUUUAUUUUGCUUCUCGACUUCAACAGCUUGUACCCAUCGAUUAUUCAGGAGUUCAACAUCUGCUUUACCACAGUGCAGCGACUGUCAUCAGAAGCACAGAAAAGGGCAGAGGUCGAAGAAGAGGAAGAAAUUCCAGAGCUUCCAGACCCAUCUCUGGAAAUGGGAAUUUUGCCUAAAGAAAUCAGGAAACUGGUGGAGAGAAGACGCCAAGUUAAGCAGUUAAUGAAGCAGCCAGAUUUAAAUCCUGACCUCUAUUUACAGUAUGAUAUCAGACAGAAAGCUUUGAAACUCACUGCUAACAGCAUGUAUGGCUGCUUGGGAUUUUCCUACAGCAGAUUCUACGCCAAGCCUUUGGCUGCUUUGGUGACACAUAAGGGGAGAGAGAUUUUGAUGCAUACCAAGGAGAUGGUGCAGAAGAUGAACCUAGAAGUGAUUUAUGGAGACACAGAUUCCAUUAUGAUAAACACUAAUAGCACCAAUUUGGAUGAGGUCUUCAAGCUGGGGAAUAAGAUCAAAAGUGAAGUGAACAAGCUGUACAAAUUGUUGGAAAUCGAUAUUGAUGGAAUUUUUAAGUCCUUGCUGUUGUUAAAGAAGAAGAAAUACGCUGCUCUGACUGUGGAACCAACAGGAGAUGGGAAAUACGUAACUAAACAAGAACUGAAAGGAUUGGAUAUAGUCCGGAGAGACUGGUGUGAUCUUGCAAAACAGACUGGAAACUAUGUAAUUGGUCAGAUUCUUUCUGAUCAGCCCCGAGAUAUAAUAGUGGAAAAUAUUCAAAGGCGGCUUAUAGAAAUUGGAGAAAAUGUGGUCAGUGGUCAGAUCCCAGCUAAUCAGUUUGAAAUAAACAAGGCAUUGACCAAAGAUCCCCAGGAUUAUCCUGACAAAAAAACCUUGCCACAUGUGCAUGUUGCCAUGUGGAUAAACUCUCAUGGAGGCCGAAAGGUGAAGGCAGGAGACACAGUGUCAUAUAUCAUUUGUCAGGAUGGAUCAGAUCUCAGUGCCAACCAGAGAGCAUAUGCUCCGGAACAGUUAAAAAAGCAAGAAAAUCUUAAAAUUGAUACUCAGUACUACCUGUCACAGCAAAUACAUCCAGUAGUUGCUAGAAUAUGUGAGCCCAUAGAGGGAAUUGAUUCUGUUCUUAUUGCAACGUGGUUAGGACUGGAUCCCUCCCAAUUCAGAGUCCAUCACCGUUACCAUAAAGAUGAGGAGAAUGAUGCCUUGGUUGGUGGCCCAGCUCAGCUCACUGAUGAGGAGAAAUAUAAGGAUUGUGAAAGAUUCAAGUUUUGCUGCCUCAAAUGCGGAACAGAAAAUAUUUAUGACAAUGUCUUUGAUGGUUCGGGGCGAUUUAUUGAACCCAGCUUGCAAAGGUGCAGCAAGACAGAAUGUGAAGAGCCUCCUUUCAGCUAUGUGGUUCAAAUGAACAACAAGUUACUACUGGAUAUUAGACGCUACCUCAGAAAAUACUACAGUGGUUGGUUAAUAUGUGAGGAGCCAACUUGCCAGAAUCGAACCCGUCGGCUUCCGCUGAGUUUUUCCCGGAGUGGCCCCGUGUGCCAGGCCUGCAGGAAGGCUGUUCUGAGACCAGAGUAUUCUGAUAAGGCCCUGUAUACUCAGCUCUGCUUCUACCGAUACAUUUUUGAUGUGGACUAUGCGAUGGAUAAAGUGGUUACUGAGGAAGAUAAAGAGUAUUUGAAGAAGAAGCCACUCAGGCCAGAAGUCUCUGAGGCCUACAAAAGACUGAAGAGCACCGUAGACAAAUGCCUGUCCAUGAGUAGCUACUCAGAAGUGAACCUUGGCAAACUCUUCACCAUCAGUAUAGGAAGAUCUGUGGGAGAGUCCAAUAAUGAAAGACAGUGAUUGAUUAAAAAUGGAGGGAGCCUAGUCCCUUCUUUAUCAGUAAUGAUCUCUUCAGCAAUACUCUAUUUCAGUAUGUACAAUGAUGUUUUAAUAAUCUUGUCUCUUUGGAGGAGGAAAAAUGGGAGAUAAAACAGGAUGUAUGAUUCUCAUGGACAUGAAGUAUUCAAGGUGUUUUUAUCCUCCUUUCUUUUCUUCAUUGAGAAACCAGGGUUAUUAAAAUACGGAGUAGUUGAUUUUUGCAAUAUAUUUUGUUGUGUGUUUAGACCUAUGAGGGAAAAAGGGGUGGGGGAAUUGCUGCUUUAAUUGGAUAAUUCCCAGUGAGAGUUGCUGGAAUGUAAGUGAUCCUAGACUUUGCUCCAGGGUAUUUACUAGAGGUGCUCUCAGGAAGCGAGGUUAGUAGAGGUCUCAGUAGGAGCACUAAUGUUUUGCCUUUUCACAGUUUAUCUUCUUCCUGAUCAUAAACAUACCAAUUAAAAACAAUACUAAACCUAAAUGCAUUUAAAUGUCCUAUUACCUUCUGAACAGAGGUAGGGAUGCUUUACUUUGAAAUUCAUUAGAGACUGAAACCUGGAGGUGCUAAAAAUAGGGACUGUCUUUUUAUUAGGAGUCUUUCCAAGCAUCUUUAAGCAUAGUAUUUUGCCACGUUGAAAAUUUCUGUGUGGAUGUAAAGACAAUGCACAUGAACAAAACCCUUUUCACACAGAGGAUACAAAUCUGUUUCAUUUCUUUCCAUGAAAAUUAUUUGAAAGUAAGCAAUUGAUAGGGAGAAAUAUAUUUGGGAUGACAUUGUAACCAAUAACGGGAAUGGAAAGCAGCAAAUCAUAGUUACUGUUCUGUAAUAAUUACUGUGUUGGAGGUUUUAGUUUUUACAAACAAAUUGUAUUUUUCAUUUACUUCUGAUAAAACGACAAGCAGAUAUGAUGAGAGAAGAAAUUUGGGUACAUGCUUUUGUACACAAAAUAUUGUUUUACUCAUGUUCACCGUUAAGUUUGCAAUGUGAUAUAUUAAUGUAUGGUUAUAAAAAUUUGCUUUUAAACAGUAUAAAAUGUAAAGUUUUUUUCACACUUGAAGGAAAAAAAUAAAGUUUUCUAGUAAAAGAGAAUUUGAUUCUAUGAUCUGAUGGUUGAAAAUAGUCCAUGCUAGGUCAUAUUACUGUGGACUUUUCCUGGUCUUACAGAAUUGCUUGUGUGUCUGUUUUUAAGAUGAGCAACCAUUAACAAAGGGAGCUUGAAGAAAAAGUAAGAGCAUCAGCAUGAACAUGUUGGGCACUGUAAGGAAACGUGUCUGUUUGUGUUAAGAGUAUUUUAGGAUACUCAUUUGUCCCUAAAGUGGCAUUUGGAAGAGGCUGUCUGUCAGUAUGGGUAGUGUCUCUUUGAAUAUGCCUGAUACACAGUCAUCUUCCUAGCAACUUUUGGAGCUAAAUCCUUUCAUUUCUACUCACAUGGAAUCACUGCAGUGAGAAAUGGAACCUACUCAGUCUCUGGUAUCAUGCAGGUGUUGUCCCACCCUGGUGAGCUAUCAAUCCUUCCCAAUGUGUUUAGUUGGGUUAAUACUGUAAAACAGACUUUAUUUGGAGUCUCCUCUUGGAAAGAAGAUGUUGCUGCCAAGAUGACAUACUGAAGUUACAGAACUUCAAGAGAUCCUGGUUUCUUGUAAAUUCACACAGGGAUUUUUAGAUUUUUUUGUGUGUGGCCCAAUUAGGAUUAUGAAGAUAUUACUGAUAUUAACUGGGUAGAAUGCCUUAGGAAAGUGAAA